AUGGAGGACCUCGGUCCCGCUGAGCUUGAGGAUUUAUUAGCCUAUCGCGACUAUCUAGAGCAAUACUAUGUGAACGGAAUUGAAGAACAAUGCUUGUCUCAAAUCGUGCUGGGAGCUUUCAAUUCGCUCAAGCCAAUUUUGCUCGCGACCGUCGGCACCAAGAUUGUUAUGAAAAUGAAACUGCCAAAAUGGUUGACAGUAUUACUCCAUAUGAUGCUGUGUCUGUGCCAACUCUCAACAUUCACAAAAGGUGCAAUUGUCUGGUAUUUUCUCGUCAAUUUGAUGUCGUUUAUUCCGAUGUAUCUGAUUUCAAUAAGGAAACUUGGCGGCACAAAAGCUCUCGUAUUCUCGCUAGCUUUUAUUCUAAUUGCACAAUUUUGGUUGAGCCCAGCCGAAUUCAUGUCGGUUCGCGGAGUGCUUAUGCUUCAAGCAAUGAAAGUUAUCACGGUCGCUUAUGAGGAACAAGAUUUGCGGCGUCGGAACACCGUUUUCGAGAACUUGGAUUACCUAUUCUUCCCACCGACCCUUCUUUUUGGACCGUAUAUGACAUUGGAGGAUUUCAAGAAGAUGAAAAACAAAGUGGAAUCAACCAAACUCCGUGAAUAUCUCACGUACCUAUUUGCUCUAAUCAUCAUAUUCAUCGGAUCGUUUGCUCUCGUUUUCUCGACCUGUUUUGCCGACGAAAUCCCGAUAUACUACGGUAUUGUUGAUUCAUGGCUCGUUGCUCUUUCCUUUAGAGCUAGCCAUUACUUUGUCUCCGCUGUGGCUCAAGGAAUCGCCAUUUUCUUUGGUAUUGAUGUUAUUUCGACAAACAUUCUCAAAAUCGAGUUUCCGCGGUCAAUUGCAUCGUUGGUUAUUGCAUGGAGUCCGCCAAUGCAUAAGUUUUUACAUACUUACGUUUUCAAAAAGAGCCCAUUCCGUCAGCCAUUCAGAAAAAUAAUGUACACAUUUCUGAUAAGCUCGCUGCUUCAUGGUGUUGACACGCAAAUCGCAUUUACACUGUUCGCUCUCGGAUUUAUUGGAUACUGCGAAUCGGAGCUUCGCCGCAAAAUUGCUCAGCGCUACUCGAUGUGUGUGAAAUCAAAGGAAUGCGAUGAUAAAUGCAAGCAUAGGCAUAAAUAUGAUGAUCUUUUGGUUCUUCUCAUCAACGCAUUUUUCGGAGUUCUCACCAUGUACCAUCUCGUCUUUACCGGAAUGUCGUUUGUGGAUGAAUAUGCUCAAAUAGGAUACCCAUUUCUCCAUAUUAUUUAUACCUGGCGUGAUCAUUACUACGCCAGCUUCAUCAUUUCAAUCAUCUCAUUUGCUAUCUCCAGAUAUAUUUGA
Molecule: messenger RNA, 1323 nt
Organism: Caenorhabditis bovis
Lineage: Eukaryota; Metazoa; Nematoda; Chromadorea; Rhabditida; Rhabditidae
Source: the annotation of a GenBank genome assembly